Guyanagaster necrorhizus is the source of this 1520-nucleotide messenger RNA. Its product is annotated as Aldo/keto reductase. Lineage: Eukaryota; Fungi; Basidiomycota; Agaricomycetes; Agaricales; Physalacriaceae. The transcript has 6 exons. The coding region runs from base 271 to 1398 and encodes 375 amino acids. Gene Ontology annotation, cellular component: cytosol. Gene Ontology annotation, molecular function: D-arabinose 1-dehydrogenase [NAD(P)+] activity. The record is from RefSeq and is a predicted model, not a curated record. Gene Ontology annotation, biological process: dehydro-D-arabinono-1,4-lactone biosynthetic process.
CCCCUUGGAACACCAUUCAGCCCGACCAGGGCACUAAGCUCGUUGAGGUCAAUCACAAGUUCGAGAAGCACUGGACCCGGGACAAGCUCUAAUUUGUGGGAUGAUAAUCACACAAAUCCUGUGUAGUUUUUGUUUGCUUGUUGAAUGAACACAGACCUUUUAACACCUUGUGAUUCGAUGCGGUUCCUGUCCUCCGGUUAGGCCCGCUUAUCGUGAUUAUUUGAGCUUAUUACGGCUUUCUUUCGCUCCAUCGUCAACAACAUCUCGCAAAUGUCGAUAGAGCCAAUACCUGACAACGCUGAGGAUGCUCCCGUCAUUGGAUCUUCUAUUACAUCGAUCAAGGGUCCUCUCGCGUUGCCGGCUUUGAUUUUCGGCGCUGGGUCGUUCUCGAACCAGUACAAUACAGAUGAUCAUCUCGAGAGCUAUGUUCCCCUGAGGGCCGUCCGGCUUGCUCUUCGCUAUGGCAUACGCGCCUUUGAUACUUCCAUCUAUUACGGCCCUUCAGAGAUAGUACUUGGAAAGGCCUUGCAAGCUAUCAAGCACGAGUUUCCUCGCUCGUCGUACAAAUUGAUGACAAAAUGUGGUCGGAUCAGCGUCAAUGAUUUUGAUUAUUCACCAAACCACAUACGAAACAGCGUACAGCGCAGUCUUGAGCGCCUUCAAACGAAUUAUCUUGAUACUGUUUACCUUCAUGACACUGAAUUUGUCUGCACACCCGUUAUGCCGACAGAAACCGGGUAUCAUGCAGCAGCGUUGGGGGAAGCACGGGAAGCGUACGGUCUUGCAGAGGGACAGGAAAGCGUUGUCCGGGGUGAAGGCGAUCAAAAGAUUUUGGAUGCAUUCGCUGAACUGUCGAAGAUGAAAGCAGAGGGCUUAGUCAAGCAUAUAGGAAUAACGGGCUAUCCACUUCCCGUUCUCCUACGUCUGGCACUGUUGAUUCUCUACACCCCACCCUACAAGCCUGUCGACGUGAUCCUUUCAUACUCCCAUCUCACACUCCAGGAUUCGACAUUUCUCGAGUUCAUACCGCAUCUCCGAGAGCGUGCCAAAGUGGGACAAUUGGUAGUCGCGUCGCCAUUCAGCAUGGGUCUUCUCGCCUCUCGUCUUCCUCCAUCCUGGCAUCCGUCGCCAGAGACGAUGCGAAAGGUAACAGCUGAUGUGCGGCAAGACGUCGGUGAUUUAUCAGAUCUUGCGUUGCGCUAUUCAAUGCGCAAGUGUGGUAUGGACUUCCCUCUUGUGGUUGGCUUUAGUAAUCUACAAGAAGUGCACGCAAGUGCCAGAGUAUGGCGCCAGGCAAGAGAGGAAACAGACGAUAGUGAUCGUUUAGAACGGGAGGAACGUGCUCGGAAAAUAUUUCAGCAGGCCGGAUACUUAGAUUGGUCUUGGGCUUCUCCUUAAUGUUGGUUGCUAACAGAUAGCAAUCUAUUAAGAUCUAAAAAUAUGGUACAUGCUACGUGAUUAGAACAUUUCAACGUCCUGGUUGCCCUCUUGACGGGGCGCACCUCGAACGACGGAUGUAA